Molecule: messenger RNA, 3199 nt
Organism: Equus quagga
Lineage: Eukaryota; Metazoa; Chordata; Mammalia; Perissodactyla; Equidae
Gene: RAB6A
Product: RAB6A, member RAS oncogene family
Exons: 8
Coding region: 587-1213 (208 amino acids)
Molecular function (GO): GTP binding; GTPase activity
Source: RefSeq, a predicted model, not a curated record
CGAUUACGGGAGAGCAGGCUAAACUGGAGAGGCGCUGGCUGGGGCGCGCACGCGCACGCACGCACGCACGCUCGCACGCCGGCGGCCGGCGGGGCGGCAGGCUCGCGCCCGGGCUCGCCCCGCGCCGCGCCAGAGGCUCGCGCACUCAGCAGGUUGGGCUGCGGCGGCGGCAGCUGUGGGAGCUGAGGCGCUGCGCGUGAGAGGUCCCAGACGCGUCUGCGGCUCCGGCUCCGCCACGCUCCGCCUUUCUCAGCCCAGUCUCCCUGCCGGGUGCUGAGAAGGGAACGGUGCUAGCCUUGGGGACCCCAAGCACACCCCUGGCUGCUUCCGACACCACCGUCCUUCUCUUCCCAUCCGCGGGCCUCGCUCGGUGCUAGGCGAUUCGCGAGGAGGCGGCGGCGACGGCGACGGCUGCCGGUCUGUGGAGAGGAGUCCUGCCCUCCCUCCUUGCUCCGCCGCCGGGCCCUGCAGGGGCCGAGAGAGCUCGGCGCCAGCCCUUCCUCUCGCCUUUUUCGUCACCCGGUCGGAGCCGCGUCGGUCCGGGAGGUCUCUGGGCUGAGGCGGCGGCACCUCCUCCGGCUCCACCAUGUCCGCGGGCGGAGACUUCGGGAAUCCGCUGAGGAAAUUCAAGCUGGUGUUCCUGGGGGAGCAGAGCGUUGGAAAGACAUCUUUGAUCACCAGAUUCAUGUAUGACAGUUUCGACAACACCUAUCAGGCAACAAUUGGUAUUGACUUUUUAUCAAAAACAAUGUAUUUGGAGGAUCGAACAAUCAGGCUGCAGCUGUGGGAUACUGCGGGUCAGGAACGUUUCCGUAGCCUCAUUCCCAGUUACAUCCGUGAUUCUGCUGCAGCCGUAGUAGUUUACGAUAUCACAAAUGUUAACUCAUUCCAGCAAACUACGAAAUGGAUUGAUGAUGUCAGAACAGAAAGAGGAAGUGAUGUUAUCAUCAUGCUAGUAGGAAAUAAAACAGACCUUGCUGACAAGAGACAAGUGUCAAUUGAGGAAGGAGAAAGGAAAGCCAAAGAGCUGAAUGUUAUGUUUAUUGAAACUAGUGCAAAAGCAGGAUACAAUGUAAAGCAGCUCUUCCGACGUGUUGCUGCAGCUUUGCCUGGAAUGGAAAGCACACAGGACAGAAGCAGAGAAGACAUGAUUGACAUAAAACUGGAAAAGCCUCAGGAGCAACCAGUCAGCGAAGGAGGCUGUUCCUGCUAAUCCCCAUGGCAUCUUCAGCUUUUCUCCAGAAACUCACUGCUUUGGCCCCCUUACUCUUUCAUUGACUGCAGUGUGAAUAUUGGCUUGAACCUUUUCCCUUCAGUAAUAACAUAUUGCAAUUCAUCAUUGCUGCCUGUCUCGUGGAGAUGAUCUAUUAGCUUCACAAGCACAAAAAAGUCAGUGUCUUCAUUAUUUAUAUUUUACCAAAAGCCAAACAAUUCCAGCAUAUUCCAGUGAUAACUUUAAAAAUUAGAUACAUUUUCUUAACAUUUUUUUUCCUUUGUAAUGUUAUGAUAAUGUACUUCAAAAUGAUGGAAAUCUCAGCAGUAUGUGGCUUGGUUAAGGAGCAGUUAGUUGUUCACAGCAGCACUGGCCUACCUACUUGACCUCUUCCUGCUGUUCUACACCUCUCUGUUACCCCAUUCUCUAUUCCUUACCCUCCCUCCUUCUAAACAAACAAGAGGUGGCAAAGGAACAGUUAGACCAAGUCCGUUGGAAUUAUCUUUCAAUUUUAGGGAUACCACUUGCUCUAGGCCUUGGGCCAAGAUGUCCAAAAUUAUUCUUGAGCACUAAUACUAAUUACUUAGACCUUAUUUGAGGUCAAAACUCAACUAUCGUGGUAGGCAGUGCUUGACUAAGAAAAGGGUUCUGGUGCAUCUUCACAAUGAGUCCUAAUGAACAUGCUGAGUACUUACAAGUAGAUAAACAUAAAAUGAAUUUCUGACCAAAACAAACGACCCUUUCACAUAUGCUUUAUUAGACUCUGGGAGAGAAAAGUAAAAGUGCUUCAGAACAGGUUUUUACUAUUUAAUUCUUCUAAUGAAGUAUUUCUCCCAAGAUUUUAAAAUUGUCAAGAUAGUUAUUCUGUUUGUUUAAAAAAAAAAAAACUUUUUUAAGCAAUAGAUUUCUCUUGGGCUUUUCUUUCUCUUUUUGAAAAAUGCUAUGCAGGCAAGGCACUAUAGAAAUCAAAUUCCUUUAAGAAGAACCAGUGGAAGAAUUUAAAUUUGGCACCUUGAUCAAAAUUGCUAUAACCAGUAGAAACAAUAAUAUCUAAAGCUUACCAGCAAAAGAAUCCUCAACAGAAUAGCAAAUACUUUCUUUGCUCAGGACAUUUGAGGUCAAAUUGAAAACGGAAACAGUUUUCUUCUAAGCCCCUAGAGGCAGAUCUGAAAAAGCAGACAUAGAAGAGGGAAAGGAGAGAAUGGAAAUAAAACUCAAUAUUAUACAGAUUUAAGCCUUAUUUUUUUUAGCAUUUUUUUAAUGUUGGGUCUUUCAGGCUGGUUUUGCUUUUUAUUAGAUCUGUAUAGUUUGGUUAAUUAACUAGUGAUUUAGUUUUAUAUUUAAGCUACGAUUAAUCUUUUUUCUUUGGUGAUAUUUAUUUCUUUGCCUUUUUAUUUUAACUACUUUCAAUUUUUAGAUGUUUUGUUCCAUCUAUUUUGAGCUUCAUCACCUUGGCAAUAUGUAUUUCCCUUAAAACACUGCAAACAAAUAUACUAGAAGUGCACCAUUUUAAUCUUUACUAGUUAUUGUGAGAUUGCUGUGUAAGUUAAUAAACACAUUUGUAAAUACAUUGUUUGCAGGAAGGAAAUUUCUGAGUUACAGCUCAGGAAAAGCCUGCUGAAUUUAUGUUGUAAGCAUUACUUAACACAGUAUAAAGUUGAAAAGACAACAAAAAUAUCUUCAUACUUCCUCAUCCCCUCAUUGUAACAAAACCCUUAACUAGGAAACCUUAUUCCCCUCUUUCCUCUUCCUCCUCCACUUCCUACUUAUUGUCACCUUGUAAUAUUCAGAGAGCACUUGGAUUAUGGGUCUGAAUAGAGAAAUGUUUUCAGAUAAUCAUUAGCCCACAUACCAGUAACUUAUACUCAAAGAUGGGGUGGAGUUGUAAAGUGCUUUUAUAAUACAAUAUUAUUAUUAAAGGCAAGGGUUGACUCUUUUGUUUUAUUUUGACAUGGCAUGCCCUGAAAUAAAUAUCAAUUCAAUAUG